Messenger RNA from Suillus fuscotomentosus, 1425 nucleotides. Its product is annotated as CHAT domain-containing protein. The coding region runs from base 1 to 1425 and encodes 474 amino acids. The transcript is spliced from 5 exons. NCBI's taxonomy places the organism in Eukaryota, Fungi, Basidiomycota, Agaricomycetes, Boletales, Suillaceae. The record is from RefSeq and is a predicted model, not a curated record. Gene Ontology annotation, molecular function: protein binding.
AUGGAGAUCUGGGCGUCCUUUGAGCUUCGUCGAAUGGAUGAGCUGCACCAUCACGGAGAUGAGCCACUCGACUACGGCAUUGCUCGAGACACAGAUGCGGGCCACGCACAAUUUGCCGCAUACAUAACAAGCGAGAAUGUUUCUCACCUGAACGAUGCUGUAGAACAUUUUCGGUUGGUUCUGGACCAGUGUUCGGUCGGCCAUCCAGACUACGCGGCAGCUCUCACCAACCUCGCGUCUGCCCAUCUUGAUGGCUGCAUACGAAAUGAUCUUCAUGACAUUGAUACUACCACUUCCCACCUCUGCAACGCCCUUGCAUUGCGUCCGCAGCGCCAUUCCGAUCAUCCCUCGUCUCUAUAUAAACUUGCCCUAGCGCUGAGUUUGCGCCACAAUAAGAAAGGUACUAUUGCCGACAUCUGCGAAGCUACCCAACUAUGUCGGUGCCCACCUUUGUACGAAGACCUGCAAGCGGCAGCGCACCAGGGCCCGGCCAUCAUCCUCAAUGCUAUCAAAUACUUGUACAGCGCCAUCAUCGUCCCGACGUCAGGAGACCCCCAUCAUGGCAAUACGAGAAGCAUCUCGGAUGACCCCAAUGGAGUCGAGGACGGAUUCAACAGUGCUCUCGCGGAUAAUAUGGCACGAGAUCAUGCUGCCCAUCGUCAACGUACUCGAACACGUCCUCAAACUAAAGCGCCGUUCUCGAAUCUGGCUGUGUCCUACUGCAACUUUCACCUCCAUGCCGCUCACCCCUUUCAAACAAAGGUAGAUCGUUCUGUGAAGGAGCAAUGCCUGGAGGAUCUCUACAUCUGUUCUUACACCCCGACACUUUCUUCUCUAGUCAGAUCUAGACAGUCGAUGAAGAAGUGUGUGCCUCCGUCCUUCGUAGUAAUCGGACAAGGUCAACUGGGUGCAGGGACAGGCAAGGCGCUUUUGACUGUCGACAGCGAGCUCGAGCUUGUCCAUAAGCUCAUCCCGGCGACUGCCAACCGCACCAUUAUUUCUGGCGACACAGCCACACGAGCAGGUUCACUCGAAGCUUUGCAGCAAAAUACUUGGAUGCACCUAGCUUGUCAUGGCAAGCAGGACCCUGCGCAGCCUUACAAUUCGCAUUUCGUCAUGAGAGACGAACAUUUGACGCUACUCGAUAUCAUAGAGAGAGAUAUUCCGCGCGCCGAGUUCGCAUUCUUAUCAGCGUGUCAUACCGCCGUUGGCGAUGAGAAAACGCGCGACGAAGUGAUCCAUCUUGCAGCUGGUCUCCAGUUUUCAGGAUUCAAGAGCGUCAUUGGCACGCUGUGGGAGGUGGACGAUACUGUCCCAAAACACGUCAUCGAAGCUUUCUACACGUAUAUGUUCAGAUAUUUGAAGGAUGGUGGUGUCAUGGACUGUACGAAGGCGGCCUGGGCACUCGACUGUGCUACAUGGUGA